AUGAAAGGAGACGAGAAUGUUGUAAAUCUUGAUAUUCAUGACAACCCAAAUAUGACUCGCUUGGGAUUGGAUUCAUUGUUGUUGCUGCAUAGUGUCGAAGCCUGGUUUCGUGUGAAUAUACAGAACGUCCACCCUGAUUUCUGUCUAACCAUUGAAGAAAUGCAGGUGUUUACCACAUUCAACACGAAAUACGUCAAACUAGAAGCCAAGUACUGUAAUAUUACGACUAGAAAAGAUGGACAAAAGACUUGUGUGUUUGAAAGUAUGAGUGCACUGACGAAUGAUUGUGUACAUAUAAUGGGAAAUGUGAUUGUUUCUACUGGAGAUGAAGAAUACACUGGAAAGCUGUCGAUAGUCACAAAUAUUUAUGGUAGCUUAUCAAUAACCAACACAACGUUAAAGAAUUUAGAGUUUUUGGGAAAUUUAACAAACGUUGCUGUACUAAACGAUACAAGUCCAGCAAUACUACUUGAUUCCAACCCAGACCUUUCUGAUAUUUACUUGCUCAGCAUGAGGUUCCCAUACACUCCUGGUCCAAAUGCAGUAGUAGUACAAAAUAAUGCACCAAACAUCUUCGUAAGCCCAUAUCAAUGCGAAAAUUAUCAAAACACUGUCGGAGCCUAUGUUCUUUAUAAUGGAAAAGGAUGUGAUUGGGUACUAAGCGAUGGGGAUUAUACAGAAAUUGACACUGGAGGGGCGCCUGGAAUAUCUGAAAAAACGGCGACUCGGAAUUGUGGAGUUUAUUGGAUUUUAAUUUGUGCCUUCCUCUUUUUUGUCAACAUUUGA
Molecule: messenger RNA, 786 nt
Organism: Caenorhabditis remanei
Lineage: Eukaryota; Metazoa; Nematoda; Chromadorea; Rhabditida; Rhabditidae
Exons: 5
Coding region: 1-786 (261 amino acids)
Source: RefSeq, a predicted model, not a curated record